Messenger RNA from Echinostoma caproni, 336 nucleotides. Lineage: Eukaryota; Metazoa; Platyhelminthes; Trematoda; Plagiorchiida; Echinostomatidae. The record is from the annotation of a GenBank genome assembly.
GUGCAAUGUAACUGUGAUUUUACGGUGCCCAACUCGCGACACCUACCGAAAUUGCAAUGCACUAUCUGUCGUACACGAGUUCGUGGUUUGGUAUUUCUGUGCGAACAAUGCAACCACGGUGGACAUAUGGACCACUUGUCUCAAUGGUUCCGAGGCUCGUCGCCUCGUCAAUGCCCUGACCUAAAUUGUCAUUCUUACAUACCUGUUGGUGGUAGUUGGUUGAUUGUCCAACCCUCAGAUGAUUCUUUUCCAGCAUUGGAAGUGGAAUUUUGGUUGAAUUGUUUUAUCCCGCGUUCAUCUUUUCCAAUUUGUGCUGAUGCCUGUCAAACCGGGUGA